ACAGCCUUAAUUUAUAAGGCAAACCGCUUCCAGUUCCGGCCCCCUUCUACACUUGACUUGUGCAUCAUAUCAUAAAUUAGUGAGUGCAGUAGUGCUACCUCUCUCUCUUUUUGUCCAACUCCAAACACACCCCCACCCACACCUAAUAUGGAGAAUUUGUGGUCCUCCUCCCCAACUCCAACUCUACUACUCAUCAUACCAUUUUUCCUUCUCUUUAACUUGAAAGAAAUGGGAUGCUCUCCCUCUGUCACACACCCGAAGCUCCACCACUUUCAACCCAAGCUUCUACGUAAAACCACUACUUCUCUCACUAGUUUUGUUAAAGCAGCUUUUACGGAUUCUCCGCCACCCCCAGUUUCGGUCAAGAGCAGUGGCAGAGUGUUUUAUCCCAUCGGCUACGGUGCUGAUCCCACUGGGGCUCAGGACAGCACCUCCGCCCUAUUGGACGCCUUAAACGACGCCCUAAAACUACAAAAUGGGCUUGAGUUGCUACCUGGAAUCAGUGAUUUGGGUGGUGUAGUAAUUGAUUUGCAAGGUGGGAAUUUCAAAAUCAGCAGUCCUAUCAGGUUUCCCGCUGCCGUUGCCAACAUUGUGGUACAAGGAGGCACCCUCCGGGCAUCCAGCACAUUUCCAAGCGACAGGCAUCUGAUCGAACUAUGGGCACCAGAUUCUCGAAAAGCCUCUGCCCCGGAUACUUUUUCAGACAGCAAGGACUUUAACAACGGAAUGAAAUACGAGGACGUCACUUUUCGGGAUAUCCUCUUCGAUUCGAGCUACCAAGGAGGAGGUCUCCUCUUGAUAGACUCGGUCAGAAUUCGAGUAGUCAACUGCUUCUUCUUGCACUUCAGCACGCAAGGAAUUCUUGUCUUGAGAGGACACGAGGCUUUCAUAUCAAGUUGCUUCCUAGGACAGCACCCGACAAUCGGCGGAGACAGAGUGGAGAAGGGUUACACGGGCACCGCAAUUGAUAUUGCCAGUACGGACAAUGCAGUGACUGAUGUUGCCAUCUUCUCAGCCGCAAUUGGGAUUAUACUCAGGGGACGGGCUAAUAUUGUGAGCGGGGUUCAUUGUUACAACAAGGCGACAUUGUUUGGUGGUGUUGGAAUUCUAGUAAAAUCAGCACAGAAUAGGAUAGUGGAUUCUUACAUGGAUUUCAAUAGCAUAGUGAUGGAGGAUCCUGAUCAAGUGCUUGUUUCGAAUGGGUUCUUUUUGGGGGAUGGAAAUAUUGUUUUGAGGUCGAUUCAGGGUCGGAUUUCGGGUCUAAAUAUUGUGAAUAAUAUAUUCUGUGGGGACGCUAACAAUAUGGUUCCAACUGUGAAACUUGAAGGCGUAUUCAGCAGCAUUGAUCAAGUGGUGAUUGAUGACAAUGUAGUGAAUGGGAUGAGCUUAAAAUCAACGGUAUCCAAAUUGACAGUGGUGGGGAAUGGGACAAAAUGGGUAGCCGAUUUCUCUCCCGUCUUGGUGUUUCCUGAUAAAAUAAAUCACGUUGAGUACUCCUUCUUCACAAGAGGAGGAGUUGCAGCUGGAUUUCCUGCACAUGCUGUGACAAAUGUGUCAAAUAACAUGGUUGUUAUCGAAAGCCAACAACCAGUGAAGGCCCUUGUUUCUAUUUCUGUUGAUCAGCAUAAUAUGAUGGGGGAUCAGGGAAGCUUCGUAAUGUGAGAAAUCUCAAUGUGUGUGCGUGUGCAGAGAGUAACUUUCAAUAAACAAAACUUGUUUUCAAUUUUCAUCUUAAUUCCUCCAAUUAAAAGUUUGCUAUGAAUAUUUAAUACUACUGCUACAUCUAAACCUAGUCUAACAAAUACUGUAAUAGAUAUUUAAAAGAAGAAAACGAAAAAGAGGGAGAUUUGGGAAUUUUCAAACAGGAUGGUAAUCACCGUUCCAGAAUGGCUGUGGGAUUCUGAGCUCAGUUUAAAUGACAUUUCUCAAGAUUUCUUUAUUCAAAGUAGGAUAAUAUUUGAUGAGAGUAGCAUUAUCAGAUUGGGAAAUGGGAAAUGGGAAAUAAGAGAUGGUGGGUGAUGGCAAUCACAGUGCCAGUUUCAAUAAUGUUUGGUUGGAUUUUCCAUGGAUCAGGCCCAGAUGACCCAAGUAUAGACGGGCUUAGUCGCAUUUGUUGAAUCUCGUUGGAUUUUUUUAUGUACAAGGAUUACGAUGAAGACCAUUUCUAAGUUGGGGGAAGGUGCUACGUUGAUUUAUAAUCUCAUAAUAUUAUUUACUGCUCUCCUCAUCAAAU
Messenger RNA from Sesamum indicum (sesame), 2233 nucleotides. NCBI's taxonomy places the organism in Eukaryota, Viridiplantae, Streptophyta, Magnoliopsida, Lamiales, Pedaliaceae. The record is from RefSeq and is a predicted model, not a curated record.